Messenger RNA from Pocillopora meandrina, 331 nucleotides. NCBI's taxonomy places the organism in Eukaryota, Metazoa, Cnidaria, Anthozoa, Scleractinia, Pocilloporidae. The record is from the annotation of a GenBank genome assembly.
AUGGGACUUAACGAGUCCAAAACUAAAACUAUGUUAGUAGCUGGCAAACGCCUACAUAAGAAGACGAACAGCACCUCACUCACUGUCCAUGUCAACUAAGUUGAACUCGAAUAAGUCCAGUCUCAAAAACUGUCAGGCGUAAUUAUUGACACAGCUUAAUUUUAAUGAGAAUAUUGAUAAUCUAUGUAAGAAGCUAACACAGCGUAUUGCUUUUUUGAAAAAAAUCAGGCAUCAUUUACCUUUAGAUCAACAAAUUCUUUCUUACAAUUCCAUGAUAAAACAAAUAAUUAUGGCUCCAGUGUGUGGGUUUCUACAUCUGUUGAUAAUUUAA